UUGGCCCCCUCACAAGGCACAGGGAGCGCCUACGGAUAUCUCUACCUCCAAUUCGACGCGGGAGAUCCCCGGAUUCCUCAGAUGUUUGGUUUUCAACCUCCGUGACUGCCGUCUUUCUUCUAGUCUAAUUCAAAACGAGUAUCCAAAGAGUCCAGAAACGAGGGGUAACUACCAUGGACGCCAACCAGCUUUUCAACGUCAAGGACAAAGUCGUCCUCGUCACCGGUGGAGCCAAGGGGGUUGGUCGUAUGAUAUCCGAGGGUUAUGUUGCCAACGGGGCCACGGUCUACAUCUCGUCUCGUGAUGCACAGGCGUGUGAGAAAGCGGCGGCCGAACUGAAUGCCCUAGGUAAGGGCAAGGCAUAUGCGAUCCCCGCCGAUUUCUACAAGGAGGAGGACUGCCAGAAGUUAGCGCAGGAGUUUGCCAAACGGGAAAGCAAACUUCAUGUGCUGGUGAACAACUCUGGCUCCAACUGGGGAGCAUCCUACGACGAGUAUCCCUCCUCCGCGUGGACGCGAGUCCUGACCCUCAACCUACAUCGAGUCUUCACCAUCACCCAGCUGUUCACGCCGUUUCUGGAGAAGGCCGCGGCGCCAGAGGAUCCAGCACGCAUCAUCAACAUCGGCAGCAUCGACGGCCUCCGAGUCCCCGCGCUCGAAACCUUUGCCUACAGUGCGAGCAAGGCGGGAUUACACCACCUCAGCCGGGUGCUCGCCAGUCACCUUGGUCGGCGGAACAUUACAUCCAACUCUCUCGCCUGCGGUCCCUUUGAGAGCAAGAUGAUGGCCGCCACCUUGAAGCAAUACAAGAAAGAGAUCGAGGAGAGCGUCCCCCUGGGUCGUAUCGGCACCCCGCAAGACGUGGCAGGCUCCUGUCUCUUCCUGAGCAGUCGGGCCGGUGCGUUCAUCAACGGGGCCACGAUCGCGGUGGACGGCGGGGCUCACAUCGCUGCCAGGUUGUAGUUGGGAGUAAACGUAAACCGCUGUCACAAUAUAAUUUCUACUUAAUCUUCACCAUAAAUUCCAAUUUCAAACCCCCUUCUUAUUAUUGCCCCCCACGAUUUCAAGGGAUCAGUCCAGAACCCCCCGAGUGGAGUCUUGGUGGGGAGGCGACAUCAUACCUGGCACCAACAUGCCGUCACACACCCCCGACCGACGAUUGCUCGACUUGGGCUCACCGCAUCAACAACAUUUGUUGAGGAAACAAUCUCUGCUUCGGUGCUCUCGAAGCUGUCUCUUUUUACUAUUUUCUGCCUUGUGAUUUCCGCCAAGCCAGUUACACCAGCAGUCAAUUCUCGGC
Penicilliopsis zonata CBS 506.65 is the source of this 1299-nucleotide messenger RNA. RefSeq lists its product as hypothetical. Gene Ontology annotation, molecular function: oxidoreductase activity. The transcript has 4 exons. The record is from RefSeq and is a predicted model, not a curated record. The coding region runs from base 174 to 962 and encodes 262 amino acids. NCBI's taxonomy places the organism in Eukaryota, Fungi, Ascomycota, Eurotiomycetes, Eurotiales, Aspergillaceae.